Hydatigera taeniaeformis is the source of this 1320-nucleotide messenger RNA. NCBI's taxonomy places the organism in Eukaryota, Metazoa, Platyhelminthes, Cestoda, Cyclophyllidea, Taeniidae. The record is from the annotation of a GenBank genome assembly.
AUGCUUGCUGGGAUCGCAAACAAAUCCAUUCAAUUUUCUGAUGUUGACGACGUGUUUUUAAGUCCUAGCAAACGUCGGAAAGGCAAUAUGCCCUUCAAAUGCAAGUCCGAAUUUCCGAUUAGCGACAUCGUUGAGUCCAUUGAGCCCAUUAACCUCACACAUAAAAUUGAUGAUGAAAACCAACAGCUCAAAGGAAGCGAUGUUAUACAGAUACCAAGUGCGCUUGCCAAUUUUCAAUUAAGUUUGGCGGCACAGCUUCAAAAUGUUGAUUUUAAUACCAAUGUGAAUAUUCCUCCAGAUGUUAACGCGAGACAAUCUACCACAUUUGGCCUGCCAUUUUUACCAAGAAGAUUUCCUUUUUAUCUUCCAUUUGAAAAUUUUUUCGCUGGAGGCAAAGCGGAAACGAAUUCUGAGCAGAAAUUGAAAUCAUCUCAUCUUUAUCACGAAUUUGCUCAAGUGUCAAAAUCAUUUUCUUUUAGUCCCGUUGGAACUCUUAACAAAAAUAAUUUUGCCUUUAAAGAUAACUCAAGUGUUUUACAACUUCUUCAUUCAUGUCUUGAACAAAUACCACUUCCACCUAUUGGAUCAGAUUGUCAAGAAAUUCUGAAUUCACUCUACACUUACACAAUUUUCCAGGCGAUAAACUUUCAGAAAUCCGUUCUGCGCUACCUUACAGAACUAAAUGAAAAGACGCGACCUCGACCAUCUGAACUCAAGGACCCUUGGAAUUUGCAUUUUAACGAUAAAACCCUUCAGCCAAACUCUUAUGCGUUAUCCCGAUCAUUGCCUUCAGAUUGCAAAAACUUAGAAAGCACUUUGCUAUCCAACGAUGUCGAGAGUGGUACCGCCAUCGAUUUACGUGUUCGUCCUCCCAAGUCUGCUCAGGAUGGCUGCUCUGUAAAUUUCGGUCAGACUUCUUUAUCUAACGUUUCCUGUGCGCAGGAUACAAGUGCUGACUGCCUGGACAGUGGUCGCAUUUCAGGCUUUCUCUCUCAUGCAUUUAACCGUCGACCACCCUCUCUCGCCACCUAUCCAAAUGAUCUUUCUUCUCCUUUCUCCUCGCGUCAUCUUUUAUCCCGAUUCGGUGUUCGAAGUCCACCACGCUGCUUAAACAGUCGACGAAUAAAAACAUCCUCUUUAAAAAAUAAGAAACCAAGAAGUCUGGGUGGCUAUUCCCCUGUCACUAGCGCCUCUGGACGCGACAGCCAGUGUAAUGGACCUCUACUCUCCAAGAAGCCCAGCUUUCGAGGAACAAGUGAGGAGGAAAAUGAAGUGUGUCCCCAUUUCAAGCCUGUGGAACAGAAUGUAAGUCUCCAGUAA